CAGCUUCUCGCCACGAUAACGCCAUAUAACUUCAUUUUAACUACAUACGAAGUUAUUGUAUUCUGUCAGAAUGUCUGCCGCACAACUAUUGAACCCAAAGGCGGAGUCCAGAAGAAGAGGGGAAGCUUUGAAAGUCAAUAUCAGUGCAGGUGAAGGUUUACAAGAUGUUUUAAAGUCAAACUUGGGUCCUAUGGGAACCAUUAAAAUGUUGGUUGACGGUGCUGGAGCGAUAAAACUUACGAAGGAUGGAAACGUUCUGUUACGUGAAAUGCAAAUACAAAACCCUACGGCAGUUAUGAUUGCACGAGCAGCAACCGCACAAGAUGAUAUUUGUGGUGAUGGCACAACCUCAGUUGUUCUUCUCGUAGGAGAGCUUUUGAAACAGGCAGAUAGAUAUAUUUCCGAAGGUUUACAUCCCAGAAUUAUCACAGAUGGUUAUGAGAUUGCAAAGACAGAAGCGUUGAAGUUCUUGGACACUUUCAAAAUUGAGAAGGAAGUCGACCGUGAACUUUUACUUUGCGUUGCGCGAACCUCCCUUUCUACAAAACUUAAUCACACCCUGGCGGAAAAGCUCACUCCUGAUAUCGUCGAUGCGGUCUUGUCGAUUUACCAAGCCCCGGCAAAGCCUGAUCUCCACAUGGUCGAAAUUAUGAAGAUGCAACACAGAACUGCCUCAGAGACUCAGUUGAUUCGUGGUCUUGCGUUAGAUCACGGUGCUAGACAUCCAGAUAUGCCAAAGAAGGUCGAGAACGCAUUUAUUCUCAGCUUGAACGUCAGUUUGGAGUACGAGAAGUCCGAAAUUAACUCCGGUUUCUACUAUUCGAGCGCGGAACAAAGAGAUAAACUCGUGGAGAGCGAGCGUCGUUUUGUUGACGAGAAAUUAAGAAAAAUUGUUGAGUUGAAGAAGGAGGUUUGCGGAAACGACCCCAAGAAAGGCUUCGUUAUUAUCAACCAGAAGGGUAUUGAUCCAUUAUCACUUGAUGUCUUGGUUAAGAACGGAAUCUUUGCUCUGAGAAGAGCUAAGCGAAGAAACAUGGAAAGAUUACAAUUAAUUUGUGGUGGUACAGCACAGAACAGUGUGGAUGAUUUAACCCCUGAAAUUCUUGGAUGGGCUGGAAAUGUUUAUGAGCAUCAAUUGGGAGAGGAGAAGUACACUUUCAUCGAGGAUGUAAAGGAGCCAAAAUCCGUGACCCUUCUCAUCAAGGGACCAAAUCAACACACCAUUACUCAAAUCACCGAUGCAGUCCGUGAUGGUCUUCGAAGUGUUUACAACAUGAUUGUAGACAAGAGCGUUGUACCAGGAGCUGGUGCUUUCCAGGUUGCUUGCGCAGCACAUUUGAACAGCGAAGCUUUCCGCAAGACUGUCAAGGGUAAGGCGAAGUGGGGUGUUCAAGCUUUCGCUGAUGCUCUUCUCGUUAUUCCUAAAACUUUGGCAGCAAAUGCUGGUCAUGAUAUUCAAGAUUCGCUUGCUAGCUUACAAGAUGAGCAAGCAGAAGGCAACGUUGUCGGUCUUGACCUCAAAACUGGUGAACCUAUGGAUCCAGUCUUGGAGGGUGUAUAUGAUUCUUUCCGUGUACUGAGGAAUUGUGUUGCAUCGAGUUCUGGUAUUGCAUCCAAUCUCUUGCUUUGUGAUGAAUUGCUCAAGGCACGUCAAAUGGGUAGAGCAAAGGGACCGGGUGAUAUGGAUGGAUAAAGUCAUGAAUAAAAGAAGCCUAAUGAUCAUUUGUAACGACUUUAUUGGGAAGGUAGACAAAAUACAUGCAUGGUAUUUUUAUAGGUUCGCAUCUCAUUUGUUUUGAGAUGUCACUCUGUAUAUUAUUACCGUAUCUAGAGAGGCCAUGUAGAGUGUCUACCAUAUUCAUACCUAGGUAAAUAGAGAUGAAAUGAAUGAUUUGAUGAAA
Botrytis sinoallii is the source of this 1901-nucleotide messenger RNA. RefSeq lists its product as uncharacterized. NCBI's taxonomy places the organism in Eukaryota, Fungi, Ascomycota, Leotiomycetes, Helotiales, Sclerotiniaceae. The record is from RefSeq and is a predicted model, not a curated record. Gene Ontology annotation, cellular component: chaperonin-containing T-complex. Gene Ontology annotation, molecular function: ATP-dependent protein folding chaperone; ATP binding; ATP hydrolysis activity. Bases 71 to 1693 code for a protein of 540 amino acids. Gene Ontology annotation, biological process: protein folding. The transcript is spliced from 6 exons.